Daktulosphaira vitifoliae (grape phylloxera) is the source of this 1673-nucleotide messenger RNA. RefSeq names its product E3 ubiquitin-protein ligase RNF8-like. Bases 459 to 1034 code for a protein of 191 amino acids. The record is from RefSeq and is a predicted model, not a curated record. The transcript is spliced from 7 exons. Gene Ontology annotation, biological process: protein K48-linked ubiquitination; double-strand break repair; ubiquitin-dependent protein catabolic process. Gene Ontology annotation, molecular function: histone binding; ubiquitin protein ligase activity; metal ion binding. Gene Ontology annotation, cellular component: ubiquitin ligase complex; site of double-strand break; cytosol. Lineage: Eukaryota; Metazoa; Arthropoda; Insecta; Hemiptera; Phylloxeridae.
UCGGUUCCGACGUUGACCUUAACUGGUUUGCCUUUUUCUUGUGUGCUGUUUGUGUUUCAUUAUUUUCCCGUGUUUUUUUUUUUUUUUGGAUUGCGGCGAGUGUGCUCAUUAUCGAUAUUACCGACGACAGAAGAGUAGUUACCCAAUGUUAAAUACGUAUAACAUUGUUCGAAUUGAGGAAAAUAUCUAAUAUUAUAAGAAUCAACUAUUGUCUUCCCACGUUGUUUCUUUGUUUUUACUGUUGUGCUUGUGUAAAUAUACACAUAGACAUAAAUAUAUAAUAUAUAUAUAUACCUUGAGUGCCGUACCAUUUGGAUACGCGUUAACUGGCUCCCCGAAGAGAAAUCUCAACCGGCCGAGAGAAGUUAAGACCAAAUAAUGAAGUACACGAUGAAGAACAUGAAUCUAGUAAAAGUCAAUCUUAUAUUGACAAUAUUCUGAAAAGUGAAAAAGCAUCAAUGAAGCGUUUUCUAAAUGCUAAAUUAGAUAAAUUUAAUAAAAUAAUUAAUCAAGCAUCAAAAAAAGUUAAAAAAUUGAAAAAAACACUUCUAAAACAUAAACUCGCUAAUUAUGAAUUAACAAAAAAGAAUUUAGAUUACCAAAAUACUUUAAAAAUACAACAAGAUCAAAUAUCAAAAAUUGAAGAAACGAUCAAAGACAAAGUCUAUAGGGUUCUAGAAAGUGAUUUUCUAUGUCCAAUUUGUAAUGAAUUAAUGGUUAAGGCGUGUACAAUUAAUUGCAGCCAUACAUUUUGUGAAGUUUGUUUAAAUACUUGUUUUGCAAAAAGGCCUGUGUGUCCUAUUUGUCUAACUUUAGUUAGAACCAAAACUCUUUGUCUAGCUCUGGAUAACUUUAUUACUAAUAUGUGUAAUCUUCUUGGGAAUGAAAUAAAAGAACAUCGGGAAAAAGUACAACAAGAAAAAUUGACAGUUAAUGUCCCACGAGUAGAGUAUGCACCACAAACUGCUAGAAGAGGUGGUAGAAGAAGAGGUACAACUCAACGUCGAAAUACACAACCUGCACAUGUUCAAUAAGAAAUAGUGCAAAGAAUUCAUGAAGUUAUGUUUUGAUAAAUACCUGAAUUUUUGACUGAUGUAAUACAUUUUAAACUUUCCAAAAGAAAAAUUACUUUUUACUCUUUCAUAUUUUUAGAAAAAUUGAACAAAAUAUAAUUAAAUAAUUAUAAUUAUUCAUGUGAAUUUUAUAAAUAAUUUUAGUUUGUUUUUGUACAACUUAGUUUAAUAAACUCAUACUACAUAUGUAAUAUUUAAACUUUGAAUUUAAAAUUGUUAAAUUUUAUAUAAAAUUAAGAUAAUUUACCUUAUUGUUAAAAAUAAAAUAUUUUCUAUACAUUAUCUCACCUAUUGUAUUUUAAAUUUUAAUUAAAAGAUAUUUGAUACCAAGCAAAAUGAUAGGUACUUUUUUAACAACUAUGAGCACAAUAACAUAUUAUUUAAUGUUUUUAAUACAAAUAUAAAUAAGCAUAAGUAUUUUAAUUAUAUUUUACAUGAACUCUAUUAAAUAAUAAAAUAAAACCUUGGGAGCUAGAGCUAUUGGUUGGUACAUAAGAAUUUUGUUCGCCACCCGUUUCCUACUAAAGCGGUUAGCCCAUAUGACUAAUAAUAAAAAAUAACAACAAAUUUCAAUGAUAGAUAUCUAACCAUAAAAAAAAG